CACUUUCUCUUCCACAACUCGUAGUAUUUAACCAAUUUUCAAAUCUCAAUCUCCAUUACAUUUUUUUCACAUGAUGCUGAAUCCAACCUAUUUCACCACCAUUCUCUUCACCUCUCUCCGCAAUUCAUCCUCCACCACCACAACCUUCCUCCUUCUCUACCCUUUCACAACCUUCUUCGCACGCACCCACCACAAAAAACUCCACAAACUCCCAACCUUCAACGACACCGUUUCAUCCUUCCACCACAUCCUCCACCACCACCCACCACCUCCAAUCCAACACUUCAACAAGCUCCUAUCAACCCUAAUUAAACUCAAACGCUACAACGCCGUCGUUUCACUCUACACCAUCUUACAAUCCAAACCAACCAUUAAACCCUCACUCAUCACCUUUAGUAUAUUAAUCAACGCUUUUGCUCAAUUGGGUCAAAUGGGUUUUGCUUUUUCACUUCUUGGGAACAUUCUCAAAAUGGGUUUUCAAAUUGAUGUUAGAAUACUUACUACUUUGAUGAAAGGUUUGUGCUUGAAAGGUAGGGUUUUGGAAGCUGUUAGCUUGCUUCAUGAGUAUGUUGAUAGAGGGUUUAGGUUUGAUGAGGUUUGUUAUGGGACUAUUAUUAAUGGGUUGUGUAAAAUUGGUAAAACUAGGGAUGCUAUUCAGAUGUUUCCUAAGAUGAAAAAAAUUAGGGUUUAUCCUAAUUUGAUUAUGUAUAAUACUGUUAUUGAUGGUCUUUGUAAACAAGGACUUGUUGACGAGGCUUGUGGUUUGUGUACCGAGAUGGUUGAGAAUGGUAUUGAACUUGAUGUUUAUAGUUAUAAUUCUAUGAUUCAUGGUUUUUGUUCGGUUGGUAGGUUUCAAGCUGCGGUUAAGUUGCUCGAUGAAAUGGUUGUAAGGGGGAAGGUUUAUCCGGAUGUGUAUACUUUUAAUAUAUUGAUUGACGGGUUGUGUAAGCUAGGGAGGGUUAGUGAAGCGUAUAAUGUGGUUGCGGUGAUGAUUAAAAGAGGUUGGAAGCCGGAUAUUGUUAGUUAUAAUGCUUUGAUGAAUGGUUAUUGUUUGAGUGGAAGUGUGGGUGAGGCUAAACAGGUGUUUGAUAAGAUGGUUGAGAGAACGGCUUUGCCUAAUGUUAUUAGUUAUUGUACUUUGAUUAAUGGAUAUUGUAAGGUUAGGAUGGUGGAUGAAGCUAUGGUGUUAUUAACGGAAAUGCAUAAUAAGAAUUUAGUUCCGGAUACUGUAACUUAUAAUUGUCUUCUUGAUGGUUUGUCGAAAUCGGGAAGAUCGUUGUAUGAGUGGGACCUGGUUGAGGCCAUGCGAGCCAGUGGACAACCAGCUGAUUUAAUCACUUACAAUGUAUUGUUAGAUGAUUAUUUCAAACAUGAGAAAUUUGACAAGGCACUUGCAUUGUUUCAGCACAUUAUUGAGAUAGGGAUUUCACCAAACAUACGCACGUAUAAUAUACUUCUUGAUGGUCUUUGCAAAAGUGGAAGACUAAAGUAUGCAAAAGAGAUUUUUCAACUUCUGUCUGCCAAAGGCUGUCAACCAAAUAUUCGGACGUAUAACAUUAUGAUCCAUGGUCUUUGUAAAGAGGGUUUUUUAGACGAAGCGGAGGCCUUACUUUAUAAAAUGGUAAACAAUAAUUACCUUCCUAACUAUAUAACUUUUGAUACCAUUGUUCGUGCGAUUCUGGUGAAAUAAUGGGAAUUUGUUGGGGGCUAAGAAACUUUUUCAAGGAAAGGUUGCCGGGAGAUUUAUAGGAAAAUGACAUGACAAGUGACAAGGUAUGCUACGUGUAAUCGGAUAAGUUAUUAUAUGAGAAAAAUUGGACUCGAUCAGUUAGAGCUAGCUUGUUGAUUUGAGUAGCAAUGGUUCUUCAAAGAAUAUAUUUUGAAGUAUUUUAUCUGAUUAAAAUCCUUUUGGAAAAUUAAACCAACAGAAUUAUCUAAAGAUGGGGUACGAGUAUGUUCGACAGAAGAUUUCACUCUGCUGGACUAAAAUCUGGGCUAAGAUCCUGUUAACUGGGCUCUUGUACGAUAGCAUUCUGUAGGCGGUAUUUCUCUCUCUAAAAGUUUUGAUUUUAUUAAUUGGAAUAAUUUGCCCACUUGUUUAUUCCAUUCCGAAAAGUCAGGUUUAGAAGAUUCAAUGGUGGGUCUUCACAUAUUUUCUUUAUUGCUUGAAUCAGGUAUGCUGUACCAUUUAAAACUAAGUCAUCUGUUGUGUCCCUAUUUUCAAUAUCUUGUAUCCUUUUCGAAUUAGUGCUUCAAUAUGAUCAAAAUUUGCUUUAUUUCGUUUUUUGCGAGUGGGAUUGCUCAUUUAAUUUUCUAUUUAAUUGGUUUAAGAGCCAUUCUACCAAAGUUCUGGAAUAGCCAUGUUUGGGAUUCCUCAUUUAAUUUUCUAUUCAUGAAAAUAAAUUUAAAAGGUUUUUUUAUGUGGGACCCUUGAUUGAACUUGGAUUGCAAUAUAGUUCAAAUAAGUGUGGAAGCGUACACAUGCAUGCUUUAAAUAAAAUUGUUUGAUAUUAGUGUAGUUUAUUUGGUAAGGUUUAAUGCAUGUAAAAGUUGCAAAAAGAAUUAGCUUUAAUCUAGGAUAAUUGUUACUGAACGAUGAACCAAGAGUUUACUGGUUAAUAUAUUUUAUGUAUGUCCACAAGAAAAGACAAUUAUGUUUUGUGAACCUAAGUAUUUCAUUUUACUCCUUUUGAUUUGAAAGAAAUUAAUUUUGAAGGUAUUCAUUUCAAACCAUUAAUGGGUGUUACCUUAAUCUUGGUGUUGUUGGUAGGCAUGAUUACCACCUAAGAAACCCAGAAGAGAAUCUUGAAUCUAUCACUUCCCCUCAGUUUCAAUUUUCAAUUGAGUAGUGUUAUUUGAACAACCAAAUGAGACAACUUAUGUGACAACUUUUGUUUCCUCUCUUUUCAUUGGUCAGAAACAAUGGAGAGAGAAAAAGGAAGAGAGAGAAUAUGAGUAUAAUGUGAAUAUGAGAGAGAAAGUUGUCAAAAAGUUGUCAGAAAGUGGUUGUACAAAUAUCAUUUCUCUUUUCAAUUCCCCUUACCCAUCAGCAACACUACAAACCAGCAAACCAAUUGCGCAAGGAAAUCCCCUUUAGUUUGCAUCAUUUCUAGGCAUGUCAACGGGGUGGGUAUUAUUCCCCACUCUCCGCUCCCAUAUUACACCUAUUCCUUGAUACCCUCCACAAGGAGUUUUUCUCUCCCUACCGCAGCCCCUGCAGAUCACUGCAAAGGUCCGGUUAGCAUGAAAAAUAGCAAAUUAUUCAAAUUCUAUUAGUACAACUCAACAAACACACUGUCAAUUAUUCAUUGUGACCACACCACAUAUCUUCUAAACAAUAUAAUACUUGCAAAUGUCUUACUAAGGACCAUAAAUGGGAAAUCGGCACUACGAUUAUUGUAUCUCAAAAUAAACAAACUUAACCACUAUGACACAAAGCUGUGAUUCAGGGGAUUUUGAAAUUAAAAGAACUUUGCAUCAAUAAAAUACAAAAACAGUAGACAUAUUUUUAAAUGCCUUACUACAGACCAUAAAUGGGAAAUCAGCACAAUGGAAAAAAUGCGAGUCAAGCUUUACAGUAGUUAUUGCCAAGGGAAACUGGCUAUAUCAAUUAGGGGAUAUUGCAUUAACUUCUUUGAAGAGAAGGGAAAUCAACAGAUCUGUGUUCAAAUAACUGCUCAGCUGUGAAGAUAAAGAGGAUGUGAACGCGGCGGGGAUGAAGAGGACACAAACGUAAGCAGAGACGUAAUAGAGCAGGACACCUAAAGCAAGCACAGACGCAUGGAGCAGAGAUGGAGCAUCAGCACAGUGGGUUUAUUAGGGUUUGAAUCUGCUUGGAAGUUGUCAAAGGAAUACAAUGUGAUCUGUUGUUUUUCAGUUCUCCCCCAGCAAUUACUAGUUUCUCAAUUCUCGUGGCGCAGCGAGUUGUUUUUUAUUUUUUUUUCCUUUUUUUUUACUGACAAAAAGAUACAAUAUAAUACUUGCAUACAUUUAUGUGAGGGUGCUCCGUUAAUCUUCUCAGGGAUUGGGGACCUCGUGUGAAAAAAAAUCCCUUCCCGUUGACCCUCGAAUGGGGCAGUCCCCGCGGUGACCCCCACUUCCAGGUGCAAAUAAAACUCCCUAGUUUCCGGUGCACGUGUUUAGCCUGACACAUGGUCUGUGACCAAGUGUUACUAACUACAUUUUGUGUUUAUUAAAUAAACUACUAGGGUUAAGCUACUGUCUUUCAUAGCCAGGGGUCGUGUAUUCUAGUGUUUGAGACAGCAACAUGGAAGAAAACUUUAAUUCCGCGUUUACUUUGCCAAGUAACUCGAAGGAAGAUCCUCAAAUGAAUGUAAGCUUUUUGUUGAUUGAAUCAUUUGACAUCACUGAAUUUCUUCGGAUCAAUUAAUGUGUCUGCUUGAGAUUCAUGCUAUUGGAAUUUUGUUGUGGCUUGUUGGGGAUGGGUGUUUAGUUCUUUGUUUCCUUUUUUUUAAUGUCUCCUAGAUCUAGAUCUUUUCCCUCUUCCAUCUGCUGAACUUUUUGAAAAAAAGAAAAGAUUUUGGAUAUUUAAUUGUGUGAAUAAAAAUCAAUUCCUUUUUGUUAUAUAUAUGGAAUAGAAUUUUAAUCGUGUGAAUUCAAUGCUCGAAUCUGUCCAUCAAUUAUGUUGAUUCUUUGAUAUGUUUGCUAACCUCUUUAUAGCAUUAGCUGGCAUAUUGUGGGCUUGUUGGGUUCUUACCAUUUGUUUGUAACAUAAUUUAGGCUUUUGUUUGUACCUUUAUCAAUGUGAGUUCUUCUUGCUGAAGAAAGGAAUUUGAUUUCUGUUCGGGUGGAUGGAUAUGUUACUCAAUUAAAGAUAGCAUUUUGUAAUAUACUAACCAGUCAUCAUGAUUUCGUGUUUGAUGGUUUUUGUGGUUUUACUGUUAAAUUGUCACUUAUUUAUACUGUUACUGAUAUUUUCUUUUAGGAUUAGUUGUGGGGUUGGGUCUCGAUGAGGAUGCUCAACUCCUAAACUGAUCCUGUUACUAAACCCUAAACGCUAGCUGAAGUAGUGAACAACUACUUUCCUUUCUUCUCCCAAAGAAUGUUAGUGUUUUUGUUGGAACUUAGGUUUGUUACUUGGUCUGGGAUCUUUUGAGUGCUUCUCUCAGUUUGUAACAUUUCUCUCUUCUUGAUUUUGUCUCCUGCUCUUGAGUGUUACCUGGGGUUACUCAAAGGAGGGGUAAUGUCUCUCAUCCCUCUCCUACCCCUUGGAACAUCUCGUGGUAAGCAUUAUGCUCAGCGAAGUAAAGUAUGAUGCUUUGCUUUGUCGAUGCCUCUCCUAAUCAGACUUCAUAAAUGAUGUGUCUUCUUAGUUCUUUCACUUUAUUAUCAUUGAAUCAUUUUGUGUACAACCAGCAUAACAAUUUCAUAAUUUACUCUCUUUAUCAGCAAUUACUCUCCAACUUUGCUGGCUUAAAAUACCUAUGAAUAUUAAAUGCGAUCUAUCACUAUUAGGUUUCCCUUUUUUUUGCAGUAGUACUCCUUAGGAAUAAAGGAAUGCAUGUCAAAUGCUGGAAUAAAGCUUGUAACAUGCACUGUCAUCCUCAAUCUCAUAAAAAAAGUACCGCAAUAAGAAGCAUUUUUAGUAGUUGAAUUGCACUAAAACCAGUGACCUGACUCUCCCACUCCAAUAACGAUACAGUUUCCAAUAUACCUCCUACUCUGUUACAAUCAGAGAGUCACUUAGAGGUUGUUAUCCUCUACGACUCUCCUAUUUCAUAUGGGGCUGUUGCCUAUCAAGCUCACCAUCGUUCAUUUAAUUUUUCUGUCGUUCUUAUUGCAAUAUAAUUAUCUGAAUCAUCGAUGGCAUCACAUGCCUAAUAAACCACAUGGUGUUAUUACUAUAAUAACUACUAUGUUUUUUGUAAAUCUAGUGAGAAAGCUGAGAUAUAACCUUUAUGAUAGAGGAGGGGCUCUGAGCAAAACUUAAGAUAAAGGAAGGACAGCGGUGGCAUGCUUUAUGAGGUCCUUUAUGGCUUAUAGUACGAUGGCAAAACCUAUUGUGUAAAAAAUUAUGCAUUAUAGGAAUGAGAAACUGGGAACGAACAAGCUAAUUAAGUUUGUAUCUUUGAAUGGUUUUAUUUGUUUGUUGAAGAUUUUAUGUGAAUCUGCUUCAUGUACCACUUAUUUCUCAAUUUGUAUAAUUUAUUUACCAAUUUCCUCAACUUUUUGAUGUAAAAUAGACUCUGACGAUCCAUUCUAGAAACACUUGAAUUUUAUCUACGAGGAUAACUGAGACAUUUAGUAAGUUGAGGCUGUGUAAUUUGUGGUUGCAGGAUCAAACUAAAAUGGCAAAUGCAUAUAGAUCAUUUGCAGGUGAAGGAUAUAGAUCAGUUGCAACCGAGGUUUUCUCAACUCCAGUAUGCAAGCAUUGCAUACUGGUCCCAGAAAAGAUCAAAUUAAAAUGGAUCUGAAGAAUCAAUCUGGGAAAUCAACUCUAGCAAUAAAAACUGGUCCCAAAAUGUCUGAUUUUCGUAUAGCAAGGAAGAGGGCGAUGGGGUGUUGCAGAGUCUGUGGUGAACAAGGGCACAACCGACGCUCGUGUUUCAAGUUCCUUUCAUUCAAAGAAAGCAUUUCGAGACAUUAAUGUCUUAAUUAUUUUGUGAGAACAGUUUAUGCAUUCUAUUGUUUGAACUUUUUUAGACUUUUGGCUGGUUUAUGUUUAAUUGAUGUUUCCUUGAACUUUUAAUUUUAUGGAAAUGACAUUCAGAAUGAAGCCUGUUUUAUGGUAA
Messenger RNA from Medicago truncatula (barrel medic), 6752 nucleotides. RefSeq names its product pentatricopeptide repeat-containing protein At1g62930, chloroplastic. Gene Ontology annotation, molecular function: protein binding. The coding region runs from base 71 to 1690 and encodes 539 amino acids. Lineage: Eukaryota; Viridiplantae; Streptophyta; Magnoliopsida; Fabales; Fabaceae. The transcript has 4 exons. The record is from RefSeq and is a predicted model, not a curated record.